Messenger RNA from Exophiala viscosa, 1161 nucleotides. RefSeq lists its product as uncharacterized. The transcript has 3 exons. NCBI's taxonomy places the organism in Eukaryota, Fungi, Ascomycota, Eurotiomycetes, Chaetothyriales, Herpotrichiellaceae. The record is from RefSeq and is a predicted model, not a curated record. The coding region runs from base 354 to 860 and encodes 168 amino acids.
AAAAUCAAUAUCGACCACGUUCACUUCUAAGGCCGCCUGUAGAGCUGCUGACAUAUAGCGAGCAUCAGUCGGCCGAGAGAGUCGCACAUCGAUUCACCACAGGUUGGCCUAACUUACUUGUCAGAUCUCCGGGCAUCAAGCAUCCCCGUGAUAGGGAUUAAUACUACCUGUGCGGUUUCUGCCAGAGUCCGGUCGAAAGUUGUGAUAUAACUCGGACACGCUCGUACGCCGAGAAGUCGAUACCAAAAUGCUAUAAGUCAACGUGUCUUCCCACCCUCCGUCGUGCUCGCCGUGGGUUCACAAAGAAGGCAUAUUUUGUGAGAAACAUACUUCGACAAGAAUCGUUCAUAAUCAUGGACAGAAACACGCUUAGAGAGCCCGUCGAGACCAAGGGCAAGAUGGAGCACUCCCCGGGGUCCCCAGAUGAACCGAUACCUAUCAUCUUAUGUGGCAAGGCUCUGGAGAUAGGGGAAAUCGUCUCACGGUCGACCCAGCCUGAGUUCCAAGUCAUUCACUUCAUCAACACAUUCGAGGACGCGAAAGCCAAUCUCGGUAGCCUUGUUGCCGGGCAUGGGCCCCAGACGCCCAGUUCGAACCACAUUGGUAGCCAUGACUACAGCAAGCCACCGCGCGCCGUCGUCUUCGGGCGUGCAUAUAACUCGGCUCAUGUAAAGGAGCUCCAUCGCCUCUUUCGUGGAAAGGCCAAUCACCCUGUGGCAUGGAUUGUUAGCGACCCGUCCGUCAAACCACCAGGGCGUCCGGGCCCAAGCUAUGCGGAAGAAGCAGCAAACAACGUCAGAAGGGCAUUUGCAAGGUGGAGCGAUGCCGGGGCUGCCGGUGAAGACUUGGUUUACUAUUGAGUGCCGGAUGGGAACGUUGGAUCUUCUUCAAUGCCAGUUGAUGGAUCAAUAUAACUCGUCAGCAUCUUGAGCUAGAGACUCUCGAUAUGGAUGGAAGUGCUUGAUCGUGGGCCUCCUGAAGCGGCAGUGGUGGUGGAUCUCUGUCCAGGUAGCUUUGACAAAAACAUCAGAACGUCUCGCAAGGCUUUGCAAGCUGUGAAUGAUUGACCUCACAUACCACUACUACCGCGAGGCUUGAAUGCUACAGUCAGGCCAAGGAGCAAAAACUCAUCCCACAAUUCCAGUUGUCUGGAAUUGCACG